AUGGAUUCUAAUUUUGUUGCAUCAGAAAUUGUGGAAAAAUUGCGACAAAAUCACACUGCUCGUAUUGAUGAGCUCUGGGAGAUCAUACGUACUAAGUAUAAUCAUGAGCUUUCUUACUAUAAAGUAUGGGACGCAAAACAAAAGGUAAUUGCUAAGAUAUUUGGGGAUUGGGAGGAGUCUUACCAAAGGUUGCGGAAAUUGUUGUUGGCAUACUUGGAUCAGGACUCAGGUACCAAGUACAGCUAUCACACCAUACCUAGGCCAUACGAAGGUAUUGCGGUACUGUGCUAUGUAUAUUGGGCAUUCGCUCCAUGCAUUACUGCAUUCAAAUAUUGCAGGCCAGUGAUCAGUAUUGAUGGAACUCAUUUGUAUGGUAAAUACAAAGGGGUGUUGAUGAUUGCAAUGGCAACUGAUGCUAACCAAAAGGUUUUGUCUCUCGCCUUUGCUGUUAUAGACAGGGAGUCAGGACCUAGUUGGGGUUGGUUUUUAGAGUGUCUCAGGACUUCCAUAGAGCAUGUCAUACCUAAGGAUGGCAUUUGCAUUAUUUCUGACCGACAUAAAGGUAUCAGAUGCGCCAUUCGAGAGUGGCGUAAAGGUGAGGACGGAAGAGAACAGGUAUAUCAUCGAUAUUGCCUUCGACAUGUUGCUAGCAACUUCAACACAAAAUUUAAGGACUCGACUCUAAAGGCAUUGGUCUUGAAAGCUGGAUAUGCGACUCAUGAAGCAAAAUUCACAUCCAUAAUGCAAACCAUUAAGGAGGUCGAGAUUAAUUUACUGAGGGGUGUAAACCCUACUGAUCGCCACAUCCUACGCUAUAUGCCAUACACAUAUCUAAUGAGUGAGGAUGUUGACAAAUGGACCCAGUCACAGGAUGGUGGAAGACGUUACGGGGCAAUGACAACCAAUAUCUCUGAGUGUUUUAAUGGGGUACUUAAAGGUGCCCGCGGUUUGCCCAUUGCUGCAAUGGUUGAGUUCACAUGGUCCAAACUUGUUGCAUAUUUCUACGAUCGACAUGAAAAAAUUCUUUCUGAUCUCUCUCAAGGUAAGGUGUGGAGUGAUUAUGCAAUGGAGAUCUAUAACAAAAAUGAGCAGAAAACUGCAGGACACACUCUGAGCAAUUUUAAUCAUGAAAUUGGUGUAUAUCAAGUGGUUACCCCGUAUAACGACCAUAGAGGUGGAGGGGGAAACCACAGUCAUGAAGUGCACGUAAUUGAGCAAACAUGUGGUUGUGGAAAGUGGCAAAACUUGAAGAUCCCUUGUUCACAUGCAAUUAAAGUUCUUAAAGGUCUGCACCUCGAUGCAACCAGCUAUAUUGACCCAUGUUACAGUUUGAACAACGCCAUUCAGACAUAUUCACAUCAUUUUGUGGUGCCAAAAUCAGAGUCAUUGUGGAGGGAUGUUCGCGGACCACGGUGGGUGCCUGACCCACAGCUGUUGCGGGGUAAAGGUCGUCCUGUGAAGUCAAGAUUAAGGAAUGAAAUGGAUGGGAUACGACGAGAACGGGGAAGCCGGAGGGAAGAUCCGGACUUAAGGGAGAUUCAACCAAGGCAACGAUGUGGAGUGUGUCAUCAAGAGGGGCAUAACCGCAGAUGUUGUCCCAAUUCCCAUGGGGCUUUGACAAGUGGUAGUGCUGCAAACUAG
Messenger RNA from Quercus robur (English oak), 1641 nucleotides. RefSeq lists its product as uncharacterized. Bases 1 to 1641 code for a protein of 546 amino acids. The transcript has a single exon. Gene Ontology annotation, molecular function: zinc ion binding. Lineage: Eukaryota; Viridiplantae; Streptophyta; Magnoliopsida; Fagales; Fagaceae. The record is from RefSeq and is a predicted model, not a curated record.